Molecule: messenger RNA, 5203 nt
Organism: Boleophthalmus pectinirostris (great blue-spotted mudskipper)
Lineage: Eukaryota; Metazoa; Chordata; Actinopteri; Gobiiformes; Gobiidae
Product: cathepsin Z
Exons: 6
Coding region: 13-915 (300 amino acids)
Cellular component (GO): lysosome
Molecular function (GO): cysteine-type endopeptidase activity
Source: RefSeq, a predicted model, not a curated record
CACAGAUCCAACAUGGCGGCGCUGUUUACUCUCUGCCCGCUGCUCAUUUGUUUAUUCUUAUAUUUUAAGGAAAUUACAGCUUUGAAACUUUUGACUGAGCCUUGUUACAAACCCAUUCAAGACGACAGACCGGAUUUUGUGAGGACCCACAGCCGCCCUCAUGAGCUCCUGGCCCCUUCAGACCUGCCUGAGUCCUGGGACUGGAGAAACAUCAAAGGAAAAAACUUUGUGAGUGUGACCAGGAACCAGCACAUCCCCCAGUACUGUGGCUCCUGCUGGGCCAUGGGGGCCACCAGCGCGCUCGCAGACCGUAUAAACAUCAAGCGCGGUGGCUCGUGGCCGUCGGCGUACCUGUCUGUGCAGAAUGUGAUCGACUGCGGACAUGCCGGGUCCUGUUUUGGAGGAGACCAUCUCAGGGUGUACGCUUACGCCCACCGCAGAGGAAUCCCAGACGAAACCUGCAACAACUACCAGGCCAAAAACCAAAAGUGUGAGGAGUUCAACCAGUGCGGCACCUGCUCCAACUUCCAGUCCUGCGCAGUGGUGAAAAACUACACGGCGUGGAGAGUGGGAGACUAUGGAGAAGUUUCAGGACGAGACCAAAUGAAAGCCGAGAUCUUUGCCAACGGGCCCAUAAGUUGUGCGUUGAUGGCCACUGAUGGUCUGGAGCUGUACUCGGGGGGCGUGUUCUCUGAGUUCCACCCUCUGUCUCUGCCCAAUCACAUCGUGUCCGUGGCCGGGUGGGGCGUGGCCAACGGGACAGAGUACUGGGUCGUGCGUAACUCGUGGGGAGAGUUCUGGGGGGAACAUGGAUGGGCACGGAUAGUCACCAGCGCUUACAAAGGAGGGAAAGGAAACUGGUUCAACUUGGGCAUUGAAAAGAACUGUGCUUACGGAGAUCCCAUAGUACCAUAAAAAUACAGACAGAGAUAAAGACUGGAGUUUAUUCCAAGUCCCAGUGAGCUUUUCUCAUUUUCAAGCAACAUAUCAAAACAAAAGAGCCGACUUAAAACCACUGAAGUACAAGGAUAAAUAUUUUUAAAGAAGAAACUGCUUUUUAUGGUAUUGACACAUGUACAGUUGUUCGUUUUAAACCAAGUUGGAACCAAGCACUAAAUCCACUUUUUGACUAAACUGCAUAUGGUGUUUGAAUAGCAUUUAUCCACUCUUUAUAGUUAUUGUUUUUGUCAAAUUUACUGCAAUUUAGGUCAAUUUGCAGCUUUCUGGUCAAAAAUGUCUAAAGCUAAGUUUGUGCUCCUUUCAGUGUUCUCUAUAAUAUUCAGUAGUUGGUGACAUUACACAGAACUACCCUGAGUACAGCCAGGUUUUUCUCAUUACAAACACCACGGGAGGAGUUUAAAGUGUGGAUUCCCGUUAGACCAAUCACAGAGUUCUUCAUAGCCCAGACCCCGCUCGUUCUCUCCCUUCGGUCUUUUCUUUAGUCCGUCCAGGUGCUGCUCAGUCUGAAAUGUGGUUGUGGGAGGAGUUUUGGUGUUUAUUCCGUAUUCUACUGAACGUCCGUAGUCGAUAAACCCGAGUUUGUUCUCUCGACAUCUUUUUGUGAAUGCGUUCCAUUGCAACAGUCGGGGAAAAUAUGGAUGCCUGAGAAAGUUUAAUGCAACGUCACGAGCUUCGACUAAUAAAUUAAGGCCGUGUCAGUUCAGAUCUGUUACCUAACUUUAGCUGUCGGCGACUUAAUUAUGACAGCUUGACUUUUACAUGCUUCGAAAAAACAAUCUACUGUCAAAUAAUGUGAAAGAAAGUCUAAAUGCCACUGCAAAGUUUUUAGAAGACACUUUCUCUACACAUAUAUAAACUUAAUAUAUCAAAAUGACAAAAAGAUCAUUCUCCACGUUUACUGUGUGCGCUGACAUUUUUUGCUGUGACGUAAAUCCAACCGACUCGAGGCCUGAGUUUAUGUUUCUGAACCUUGAUUUGAUUGGCCGUUCCAUUGCACUUUCUCGACGUGGAGAUCGUUUUUUUCCAAGUCGCGAGCACAGUAAAAAGCAGCAUUAGUCACACGUUAAAUUGCAAUAUAGAUCUGUGAGUCAUUCAUAUUUAUUAGUUUAUUUAUAGGGACAGUGUUAAAUGGAGUAGGUCAACUCAAUACAUAGAAGUCACGUACAGUAUUACUUAUUUAUAUUUGUCAAAAAGCUUAUGAUGCCCACACAGUUCCGGUAAAUGGGAAUUGGGACUAAACUAGUGAAAAAACUCAACCAAACCAACCAGAACUAAGCAAGACUGGACUGAACAGGGCCAAGUCAAGUCCACAUGAGGACUAAAUAAACUCAAACCAAAGCCAAAUCAGUGUAAAUGUGUCCAGAAUUUAGAUUUACCUGAAUACCUGAUUUUUAUUGUCUUCAAAACAUGAAAAAAUGUGCUAGUUUAUUUUUUUUAUUUUGAUUGACUUGCCUUCCUAGCAUUAUAAUUAUGUUAACAGCACAUCAGCGUUGCUUCCUGGUUCGCAGACAAUAAAAAUACUCUGUAAUUAGAUGUGGACAAAUCUGUGUAUCAUUCGUUCAUUCGAUUUUCAAUAUAAAACCAAAAAUAAGAAAGUGAAAAAAACAGCUGUUUUCUUCAUUAUUUGUCUCCAAACCUAAAAUAAGAAAACAGAUAACGAUUAGUUUUUUUCAUUUUUCAAUUUUGUAUUUAAAUGAAUAACGGAAAAAACGGAUAAUGUCCAUUUCCCGUUUUCGUGACUUAAACUGCGAUGCCGGACUGAAUCAGGACUAAACCAGGACUAAAACAGGACUAAAACAGGACUACAACAGGACUAAACCAUGACUAAAACAGGUCUAAAACAGGACUAAACCAGGACUAAAACAGGUAUAACCAGGACUAAACUAGGACUAAAACAGGACUAAAACAGGACUAAAACAGGUAUAAACCAGGACUACAACAGGAUUACAACAGGACUAAAACAGGAAGGACUAAAACAGGACUAAAACAGGUAUAAACCAGGACUAAAACAGGACUAAAACAGGAAGGACUAAACCAGGACUAAAACAGGACUAAACCAGGACUAAAACAGGACUAAACCAGGAAGGACUAAAACAGGACUAAAACAGGAAGGACUAAACCAGGACUAAAACAGGACUAAAACAGGACUAAAACAGGAAGGACUAAACAGGACUAAAACAGGACUAAAACAGGAAGGACUAAAACAGGAGUAAAACAGGAAGGACUAAAACAGGAAGGACUAAAACAAGAUUAAGACAGGACUAAACCAGGACUAAAACAGGACUAAAACAGGACUAAAACAGGUAGAAACCCGGACUAAAACAGGACUAAAACAAGACUAAUACAGGACUAAAACAGGAAGGACUAAAACAGGACUAAAACAAGACUAAUACAGGACUAAAACAGGACUAAAACAGGACUAAAACAAGACUAAUACAGGACUAAAACAGGACUGAACAGGUCUAAACCAGCUCUCUGUAAAUGGGAAAUGGACGUUAUCUGUUUUUUCCAUUAUUCAUUUAAACACAAAAUCAAAAACUGACAAAACUAAUUGUUAUCAGUUUUUUAUUUUGGUUUUGGAGACAAAUAAUGAUGAAAAUUGUUGUUUUUUCAUUUUCUUAUUUUUGGUUUUAUAUUGAAAAAAACGAAUGAACGAACGACACACGGAUUCAGACGGCACACAGUGGUUUUAUUUUGACCCCACCAGCUGCUUUUAUAACAUAACUGCUCUUCUUAGGCAAGACACAUUUACAUCUAGAAACAGCCCCAUAAAUGCCAUGUAAAUACCACAUAUUAUUGUUUAUUGUUCGCUGUUGUUACUCGUAUUAUAGCCUGAACCAAACUGUACUCGAGUAAUGUUACUUUAAAAUAAUAUUACUCAAGUAGAAGCACAAAGUAGUGGUCCAAGAAAUGUUUUAAGUAAAGUACUAUUCAAAUAAGAGUAAUUUAAAGAGUAAAACUUUGACGUUGAUACAAUCUGAUGGACAAAACAUGCACAAAAUCAGAUAUUUCCAGUUUUUUAUUUAUUAUCAAAGGAAAAACAUAAAAAUGAGCCAAACUAAAUCAUAUCUGAAGGAGCCGCUGCAAGAAACACAAAUGUUUAAAUCAUUUCUUAUUGUCACAUAAAGCUUUUGUCACUUUAGAUUUAUUUACAGUGGGAAAAGGUACCACAAUAUUGUUAUUUCAAUAAAAAUACGACUCAAGUAGGAGUAAAAUUACAUAUGCUGCUAGAAAGUUACUCAAGCAAAUGUAUCUGAGUGUAACUGAGCUGCAGUUUUUGGCGUCACAUUUUGCGUCAAAGUGUUUUCAGAAAAUCUAUAAUCUUAUUUAAAUGACAGGAGAAGACUCAUUUACAUUCAGCCACACCUGUGUUCUGUUUGAGGAGAGACUAUCUCUGAGAAACGCUGCUAAAACGAGGAUUUGACCAAGAAACUAGAAGGUUUUAUUGUAUCCGUGGGUUUCAUUUAAAGUUACAAAUUAGGGUUGUUGCUUUAGUAAUUAACACUUUAAAGAGGCUGUAUUACAAUUUCAUUUGAUUUAUGUUUUAAUGUUGUUUCCUCAUCAAAAACAAACCUGGACUUGUGUUUUGUUUUAUUCACAUGUUUAACUCACAAACCCGGCACAUUAAACUGCGUUCUCAAACUUAAAGCACUCAGUUACGCAAGAAGAGCUCCACUGUGUUUUUAAACUCCAUACAUCUUCACUAGAAUCAUGUCAAUUUUCAGCCCUGGAAAUGCCCAUUUUUUUUAAGAUACAGAUAUUGUUUUACCUUUGUUGAAACGUCUUCACUCCUUGGUACACCAGAAAAUAUUGAAGACUUUCUCUAGCAAUCUCAUCUAAACAAAAAGUAAAAAAAAAUCUGUAUUUAAAAUGUAACAACUUAAGGUUAUUCUAGUGUAUUGUAGAUUAAAUCUGAUUAAUUGAGGUUUCAUUGAGGAAUUGAGGCUUCAAAACUACCCCUCUGGAGAUGUAGACCGUCUAAUAAUAACUACUCAAACGUGUGAAUGAAAUAAAACACAACUUCAGGUAUGAUUCUGAACACGUCUGAAAGUACAGGAGUCAAUUUUGUGUAAUAUAAAACCUUUAAAACAAAAUCUUACAUCUUUUGAAUGGAGAAUCGUCUUAAAAUUGUCACAGGAAGCUGAGACAAAUGAAUAUCAGACAGAGAUAUUAUGUGCCAUGUAAAAUACAGUCACUUUGUUGAAGAUUUUAUGAUUGCAAAUAAAACAUGUUAUAAUAGAAA